UUUAUCCAGCUACACCUGGCUACUUCUGAUGGCCUGGAGUACUUCAGGCCGAUAAGGCAAGCUGAUCCUUGUUACAAGUUGCAUUUCCACAGGCCUCCUGGACUCUCAUGUUUGGUGAUGGGACUAGAAGAACAAGCUUCCAGUUCUUGUGUUUUAUUCAUUAAAACCUCAUGCAGAUUUGACCCCGUACAUCAUGGAGUGCUGAGUUAAAUGGACUCAGUGACAUUUGAGGAUGUGGCUGUGAACUUCAGCCUGGAAGAGUGGGCUUUACUGGAUUCUUCUCAGAAGAAACUUUACAGAGAUGUGAUGCGGGAAACCUUCAGAAACCUGGCCUCAAUAGAGAAAAAAUGGAAAGAUCAUGACACUGAAGAUACAUACUACACCCAGGGGAGAGAACUAAGAAGUCAUAUGGUAGAAAAACCUUGUGAAAGCAAAGAGGGUCAUCAGUGUGGAGAAACCAGCAGCCAGACUCCAGAUCUUAAUCUAAACAAGAAAACGCCUUCUGGAGUAAAGCCACCUGAAGGUCAUCGGUGUGGAGAAGCCAUCACCCCAAUUCUAGAUCUUGAUCUGAACAAGCUAAGUCCUUCUGGAGUAAAAACACCUGAAGAUCAUCAGUGUGGAGAAGCCAUCACCCCGACUCCAGAUCUUAAUCUGAACAAGAAAACGCCCUCUGGAGUAAAACCAUGUGAGUGUAGUGUGUGUGGAAAAGUCUUCGUGCGUCAUUCAUCCCUAAAUAGGCACAUCAGAUCUCACACCGGACAUAAGCCAUAUGAGUAUCACGAAUAUGAAGAGAAGCCAUAUAAGUGUAAGGAAUGUGGGAAAGCCUUCAGUUACCGCAAAUCUGUUCACAGACACGAAAGGACUCACACUGGAGAAAAACCCUAUGAAUGUCAGGAAUGUGGGAAGGCUUUCACGUGGCUCACAACUUUUCGAAGACACAUGAUAACUCACACAGGAGACGGACCUUACAAAUGUCAGGAGUGUGGGAAAGCUUUCAGUUGUUCUACUUCAUUGCGAACCCACGAACGGACUCACACUGGAGAGAAACCCUAUCAGUGUAAGCAGUGUGGUAAAUCCCUCAGGUCCCCUCUGGGUUUGCGAAUACAUGAAAGAAAUCACACUGGAGAGAAACCCUAUGAAUGUAAGCAAUGUGGUAAAGCCCUCAGUUGUCCCAGUUCCUUUCGAAGACAUGAAAGGACUCACACUGCAGAGAAACAGUAUGAAUGUAAACAAUGUGAGAAAACCUUCAGUUCUCCUCUAGGUUUGCGAAUACAUGAAAGAAUCCACACAGGAGAGAAACCUUAUGAAUGUAAGGAAUGUGGGAAAGCCUUCAUUUCUCUGUCAAGCAUUCGAACACACAUGAUAACACACACUGGAGAUGGACCUUAUAAAUGUAAGCAAUGUGGGAAAGCCUUCAUUUGUCCCAGUUCCUUUCGCUCUCAUGAAAGGACUCACACUGGAGAGAAACCCUAUGAAUGUAAACAGUGUGGUAAAACCUUCAGUUGGCCCAGUUCCUUCCGAAUACAUGAAAGAACUCACACUGGAGAGAAACCUUACGAAUGUAAGGAAUGUGGCAAAACCUUCAUUUAUCGCACAACCUUUCAGGGACACAUGAGGAAGCACACUGGAGAGAAACCCUAUAAAUGUAAAGAAUGUGGGAAAGCCUUCAUUUCUCCCUCAAGCGUCCGAACACACAUGAUAAUGCACACUGGAGACGGACCUUACAAAUGUAAGGAAUGUGGGAAAGCCUUCAAUUUUCCCAGUUCAUUUCGAAUACAUGAAAGAACUCACACAGGAGAGAAGCCUUAUGAAUGUAAACAGUGUGGUAGAGCCUUCAGCUGUUACACGUCCUUUCGAACACAUGAGAAAACGCACACUGGAGAAAAACCCUAUGAGUGUAAGGAAUGUGGAAAAGCCUUCAUUUAUCGCACUACUUUUCGAGGACACGUGAGAAUGCACACUGGAGAGAAACCGUACAAGUGUAAAGAAUGUGGGAAAGCCUUCAGUCGUCCCAACUCAUUUCGAAGGCAUGAGAGGUCUCAUACUGAAUAGAAACCUCUUGAAUGUAAGCAGUGUGGGAAAAACAUCAACUGACCUUCAUCCUUACAUGUGAAAACCCCCGCUGGAAAGAAAUCCAACAAAUAUAAGAAAGUCUGAUACAAGUUAAUCCGUGUAAAAUGUUCCAGAAAACUAACAUGAAAGAAUCACUAUGAAAGUUAUAAAUAUAUCAUCACUGCCUCAUUCUUAAAGUGGGUCUCUGGACUGUGGAUAUUUACUACUUUCAAAAAUGAACACUGAGGUGAGAGAAUUCUGUAAGUACUCUUAUUACUGUUGUUUAAAAAUUAAUAGAUAUUUGCUUUCUCCUUAAAUCAUUUAACAUUUUUCUCUUUCCAUUUUGGAGUUAGUUUGAUCCAUGGGUGGUUUCUGAAUGUGCAAAUAGGUUUAAUUUUUAUGUAAUGUUUUAAUCGAAUUAUCGAUAAAUGACAUUUUGGUAUUUGUUGGGAUUUUCCUACUGGCCUCCUGUGUGUCAGCUACUGGAUAUCCAUUACCCAUCAUAUAUUCCAUUUUUCUUAGGAGAAAAGCAGUUCUUGCUUUGGCUAGAAGAGCCUUAAUUCCAUUUUCCUUGCUAAUAAAAAAGAUGGCAUAAAUUUGUAAACAUGCAGUUUAUUAUGAAGUAUAGUCUGAUCAAUUAUUUCCAUCUUUUGGCCUUUGCCAAUCCUUCUCGCUGAGAUUUGAAUCAUCAAUUUUGCAUUAAGACAGAAUGAUGAUUGGAUAAUAAAAUGUAGAAUUGGAGAUGGCGCUCCUAAAUUGUGUUUUGUCACCUGGGUAAUGUGACAUUUUCGAGAUUCUGUUUCCUUUGUGAUUCUAUACCUGUAGCCUCCUUUGCGUGAGACUUGGGAGGCAGGAGUACAGCAGGCAUUAGGUUUCAGAGCCACCGUACAGACAGAAGCCAUAUAGGAGCUUUGAGGAUACCUGCUUGCAGCCUGUUUUCCUGAUCCCUUGCCCUGCCAGUCAGGAGUGUCCUCAAAACCACAGUUAACUGCUCGACUUCCAUUUCUCAGAGGUGCAGGUUUCCACAUACACCUUCACAAGUUCCACAUCAAAGAUCCAUCACAGUUUGGAUUUUCCUGCCAGCCCCCACGUGCCCACCAGCCAAUUAAUUUGAACUUUCAUGGUUGGGAGUGUUCUCUGUUGCUCACUUUCCUCUCCUCUAUACUAUUCACUUAAGAUCUAAUUUGUGUAGUAAACACCUUGUCUUGGUAACACUGCCAGUGACCGUGUAUUCCUGAUUCCACUGUGAUAGCUACAGUGACGCAGUCCACAAGAGCCACCCUGGACUUUGUUCCUCUGCUGUGCUGUGCAGUGACUGCUCUGACCCUGUCCUUCCCUGUGAGAACUGGCACCUUCCUCAUAUCAGGCAGAUGAUGGAUGUUUCUCUUUUCUCACAGCUGUGCAUAAUUCCUCAGUAUGUUUUCAAGUAUGUUUGUAUGUGAUUAAAAGCAAUGCAUUUGUCAAACAAAA
This is a messenger RNA of Ailuropoda melanoleuca (giant panda), 3522 nucleotides long. Its product is annotated as zinc finger protein 791-like. NCBI's taxonomy places the organism in Eukaryota, Metazoa, Chordata, Mammalia, Carnivora, Ursidae. Gene Ontology annotation, biological process: regulation of DNA-templated transcription. The coding region runs from base 211 to 2052 and encodes 613 amino acids. The record is from RefSeq and is a predicted model, not a curated record. The transcript is spliced from 4 exons.